Molecule: messenger RNA, 4606 nt
Organism: Podarcis raffonei (Aeolian wall lizard)
Lineage: Eukaryota; Metazoa; Chordata; Lepidosauria; Squamata; Lacertidae
Product: histidine--tRNA ligase, cytoplasmic-like
Exons: 14
Coding region: 403-1923 (506 amino acids)
Biological process (GO): mitochondrial translation; histidyl-tRNA aminoacylation
Cellular component (GO): mitochondrion; cytoplasm
Molecular function (GO): identical protein binding; histidine-tRNA ligase activity; ATP binding
Source: RefSeq, a predicted model, not a curated record
CACGUCCGCAGCUCCGGCUGAUCUCGGGCGAGGACGAAACUCGGGUCCGCCUUCCUUUCAGGCGCCGCGGGAUCUUCGUUAGCUUUCCUAGCCGGCACCCGCCAAGACGCGGCUUGCAGCCAUGUCAUUUCUACAUACCCCUUUCAUACCCAGCUGGCAGUUCAGUCUCAUGCAGAGCCGAGCUACCUAAACUGGAUUACUUCAAGGGGCUUAAGCGCAGCUAACUUCCGCAGGGCCAAGCUGCGAGUCCCUGAGGUCUGUGGAAGUCGAGCGCUGCAUCCCACAGGACACAGUGUCUAUUGCUAACUAGAAUACAAGAAGUUCCUAUCUGGCACAGCAAGACCUGAAAUAUCUGCAGUGGGGAACUCCAUCUGCUGAGGUUAAUUGCAUAAAUUCCCCACCAUGCAUUGGAUCUGCCCCUUCUUCACAAAAGCUUCCUCCAGGGGUCAGCACCUGCCAGUGCGGUUAUGCAUCCUACGGGCCUUUUCCAGUCAUCUCCCAAAUCAGGUGAUUGAAGAUGUAAUAAAUCGGCCAUCGUCACAGCUGGGAACUGCUACAGAAAAAGGAAACGUGAUUAUAAAAACUGCCAAAGGCACCAGGGAUUUUAGCCCAAAGCAGAUGGUCAUUCGAGAAAAAAUUUUCAACACCAUAAUCAGCUGUUUCAAACGUCAUGGAGCUGCAACAAUAGAUACCCCUGUGUUUGAGCGGAAGGACCUCUUGUUUGAUCACUAUGGGGAGGAAUCAAAGCUGGUUUAUGAGCUGAAAGACCAAGCGGGAGAGUUGCUGUGUCUUCGCUAUGACUUGACUGUGCCAUUUGCUCGUUAUUUGGCCAUGAACAAAGUUUCCCAUUUUAAGCGCUAUCACAUUGCAAAAGUCUACAGACGUGAGAGCCCAUCAUUGGCAACAGGACGCUACAGAGAAUUCUGCCAGUGUGAUUUUGACAUUGCUGGCCAAUAUGACCCCAUGAUUCCUGAUGCAGAGUGUCUGAAGGUCAUGCACGAGAUCCUAAGUGCCCUGCAGUUUGGAGAUUUCCUCAUCAAAAUCAAUGAAAGGCGUAUUUUGAAUGGGAUCUUUACAAUAUGUGGUGUUCCCAGUACCAAAUUUGAAACAGCUUGCUCCACCCUUGACAAGCUGGGCAAGGUGACAUGGAAGGAAGUGAAAAAUGAGAUGGUUGAAGAGGAUGGGAUUUCUCCAGAUGCUGUAGAUCGCAUUGGUGAAUAUGUUCAGCUCCAUGGGGGGAUAUGUCUGAUUGAGAAGCUACUUCAGGAUCCAAAGCUCUCGCAGAGUAAGCUGGCCAUAGAAGGACUGGAGGACAUGAAGUUGCUGUUUGAAUACCUUACCCUGUUUGGAAUCAUAGAUCAGGUAACCAUGGACCUGAGUCUGGCUCGCGGUCUAAAUUAUUACACUGGCGUGAUCUUUGAGGCUGUGCUGCUGCACCAACAAAGUGACGCAAAGGAGUCUCUCAGGAUAGGCAGUGUGGCUGCCGGUGGACGCUAUGAUGGACUUGUAGCAAAAUUUGACCCCAAAGGGAAAAAGGUUCCUUGUGUAGGAGUGAGUAUCGGUGUUGAAAGGAUCUUUUCCAUCCUAGAACGGAAUGCUGAGAUGUCCAAGGAGAAGAUCCGCGCAACAGAGACGGAAGUGCUGGUGGCAGCUGCUCAGAAAAACUUUCUUGCGGAGAGAAUAAAGCUCAUCUCUGAACUGUGGGGUGCUGGCAUCAAGGCAGAGAUGCUGUAUAAGAAAAACCCCAAACUUCUGGACCAACUUCAGUACUGUGAAAAAAAUGGGAUCCCACUUGUUCUCAUCAUAGGGGAAGAGGAGCAGAAAGAUGGAGUUGUGAAACUUCGGGAUGUCUCUAGCAGGAAAGAGAUCAUUGUUCCUAAGGAGAAUUUCAUAGAGGAGAUCAAGAAGAGAUUGGAAAAAUAGAACCCUUUCAUUUCUUUUCUUUUCCCUUUUUUAAAUCUGGCAGCUGUGUGCCCUCAAGAGAAUUUUGCAGGUCCAUAAAGCCACCUGGAGUUAUUCAGCAUUUUUGAAGAACUGGACUUUUGAGAAACAUGGAAUACAGAACAGAUGAGACAAUGCUUUUAUUGGGACAAAUAACAUUUUAGAAGUUGAAAGCAAGUUUUCACAUUGCAUUCAGUUGCCACCUUUUUCCACCCUGUUUUUGUGCCUUUAAUAAUGAUUUGGGAGAUUCCCAGGUUUUGAGGCUAUUUUAUAGGAAUUUGUUUGUGGAAUCCAAAUCAUCUGUGUCUGGGAAAUAUAUUGUAGUUUUGACCCUAAAACCAAUAGUGGCAGUCAAUGACUGAUGCUAAUUUCUAACCAGCAUAAAUUUGCUCUUAUAUCCACAUUGCAUAACUAAAUCACAAUGAAAAUGUACAGGAAUAGCAUCUGAUAUUACAGCAACCAGGAAUUAUGUAUUCUAUUUAAUUACUUCUACUUUUAUAUGUGAAAUCAGAAUAUUUCUCCUGAACAGGCAAAAUAUUAGGAUUUCACGACCAGUUUACAGGGACAAAAUUCUUGACAGCAAGUUGAUGUCCUGAUAGUAUCUAAAUAUAACAGGUUCAUUUACCUGAACCUAAGCUGGCAAAAAGCAAAACUUCUUUCUUUGGUCUUUGUUGGAGAGUACAGAAAAAGCAACAUGAAAUGUGGUACAGGUGCUCUUCCUUUCUGUUUUCCAAACACUCUGCAGAAAACCUACGCACUGGACUGUGCCACUUUGAACUGAAUGAAAGGGAAUAGUGAAUUCUGCAUUCUCACAGAAGGGUUUGAAUACUUAAUACUGAAACUUGCAGCCUUGGUUUUCCCCCCUCUAAAAACAACAACAUCCUUAGUUAGGACAAUGUGCUCCAUAGUUGUUCGUGUCUCUUGGAACAACCCAAAUAGGGUGAUACCCUAUGUUCGCCAUGCUCUGUAUGACCCCAUUGAAAUAAAUGGAAUGAAGUUCAUUAACAGCAGUAGGCCUACUCUGCAUAUGACUUACUAUAUAUCUCUAUAUUUUUAUAUAAAUAGCAUUUAAAUUAUACUGUGUAUAAUGUACAGUUAGAUGUUCUUAAUGACAUUGAAUAACAAUAAUAAUGAAAAUCCCCCUAGUGGAGAAGUUUGUCAUUGCUACUAUUGUAGCUAACUUUUACUGAGCAUUGUACAGUAAUAUCUCUGCGAAUGUCCACCUCGUCUAGCAUCCAAUCCGGCGAACGUCUGCGGCAAACCCGGAAGUACUGGAAUGGGUUACUUCCGAGUUUGCCGCAUGCGCAGGCCCACCAAAUAGUGCUUCACGCACGUGCAGAGGUGCAAACUGCUCCGUGUGCACACGCAGAUGCGGCACUUUGCCCUGCAUCCUUUUCAGAUAGCGGCCGGGGCUCCGGAAUGGAUCCCGGUUGCAAAACAAGGUAUGACUGUAUAGUGGUACCUUGGUUUAUGAACUUAAUCCGUUCUGGAAGUCCGUUCUUAAACUAAAGCAUUCUUAAACCAAGGCAUGCUUUCCCAUAGCAGCGGGGGACUCAAUUUACAAAUGGAACACACUCAGCAGGAAGCGGAACAUGUUCUGCUUCCAAGGCAAAGUUCACAAACCAAAACACAGACUUCCAGGUUUGCAGCGUUCUUAAUCCAAGUUGUUCAUACACUAAGCUGUUCUUAAACCAAGGUACCACUGUACAGGCAGUAACUGAUUUGCACGGGGGUUACGUACCAGACCCCCAUGCGCAUUGGUGGGGCCCACAUAAUGCUGUCUCACCUGCCCCCAUCCUAUCCCAAUCCCCUUUUGUCAUGUUUUGUGACAUUUUCAGGUCACUUCCAGGUUUGGCACGAUGCACAUGUGCACAGUUGCACACAUAUCAGACAUACAUAAAAUGGCCGCUGCCUGUAUCAUGCAUUCCUGUAUAUAGCAGAAAAUUUAACUGUGAUGCAGGUUAACUGUGAUGCAUGCACACAAAUAAAUACAAAUCUAGUGGCAGCCUCAUAUCAAGCCCAAAGAAAGUCCAUACGUUUAAAACCUGCACACUUUCUUCUCUGGUACAGUCUCCACAUUCUCUGAGCAUGAUGAGCCUAUAAAAUGUAAAGGUUGCUCAUGUAUUUUAUUUUUUUUAAAAAGGACUAUUCACUUAAAAAUAAAAUAAUUCUGUAGGUUUGUUUUUUUUUAAUGUCUCUCUGUUGCUCUGAUGAUGGGCUAUUCUUUGAUGUCACCAAGUUAUGCCCCAGCUAAAAAAAGAUUGGCAAGUUAAAUUAACGGAAUAGGCUGAAAUGGCAAAAUUGACAAACUAAGAGGAAGAGACUACAAUGAAUUUAAGGAAGAAUGGAAGAUGUUUAUUGCAUAUAUACAAUACAUUGUACACAGGUUAAUACAUUAGCAGGGUUUUAGGACUACUUGUAAUUUUGAUAUGAAUGGGCAAUAGGUAAUUUAAAUGGUUUUCAAUUUUAACAAUGGGCGUGUGGUAUGUUGAUUAAUAAAGGAACCAAGGAAGGGACUUGGAGGAAGUCAAUCUGUUUUGUUUUGUUUUGAUUUGAUUUGAUUUUGUAUUGUUUUUUAUUUGUGGUUUUUUGUUUUUUGAAAAUUAAUAAAAUGUUAUCAAGUUAUGCCCAAGCGGGCUGACUUGCAUGGACAUUUUCACACGGA